AUGCUAACACAGGAGUGCAAUGCAUUAAUCAACAAUAGACUACCCAAGAAACAGAAGUACCCGGGAAGCUUCACAGUCCCGUGCUCAAUCGGAGGGUUCGACGUGGGACAUGCGUUGUGUGAUCUGGGAGCAAGCAUUAACCUCAUGCCACUCUCAAUCUUCAAGAAAUUGGGAAUUGGUGAAGCACAACCCACUUCUGUAACUCUUCAACUCACUCAUAGGACGAUCAAGUACCCUGAAGGAAAGAUUGAAGAUGUUCUGGCAAACGUUGACAACUUCAUAUUCCCAGUGGAUUUCAUCAUCCUAGACUAUGAAGCAGACAGGGAUGUACCAAUUAUUCUUGGACGACCCUUUCUAGCCACUGGGAAAGUAUUAAUAGACGUGCAUAAAGGAGAAUUGACCAUGUGCAUAGACAAUCAGGAAGUGAAGUUUAAUGUGUUAAAUGCAUUAAAGUUCCCAGAUAGUGAAGAAUGA
Molecule: messenger RNA, 474 nt
Organism: Benincasa hispida (wax gourd)
Lineage: Eukaryota; Viridiplantae; Streptophyta; Magnoliopsida; Cucurbitales; Cucurbitaceae
Source: RefSeq, a predicted model, not a curated record